AUGGCCGUUUCGGUGACGCUGAAGGCCUCCAGGCCGCUUUGGAAGCCGGCUUUGCUGGCCCCUCGCUCGCCGCCUCCAGCCAAAUAUGGGGGCCGCCACACAGUAACCAUGAUCCCUGGAGACGGGAUUGGGCUAGAACUCUCACUGCACGUCAAGGAGAUAUUCAGGCAUGCCUGUGUGCCAGUGGACUUCGAAGAGGUUUUCGUGAGUUCAGAGGCCUCCGACAGGGACCUGCAGAAUGCCAUCAUGGCCAUCCGGCGGAAUCGGGUGGCCCUCAAAGGAAACUUGGAGACAAACCAUAACCUGCCGCCUUCUCACAAGUCCCGCAAUAACAUUCUACGCACUACCCUGGAUCUCUUUGCGAACGUGAUCCACUGCAAGAGUCUCCCAGGCGUGGCAACCCGGCAUCGGGACAUCGACAUCCUUAUGGUCCGGGAGAACACGGAGGGAGAGUACAGCAGCCUGGAACACGAGAGCGUCUCUGGCGUGGUGGAGUGCCUGAAGAUCAUCACAAAGACCAAGUCGCUGCGCAUCGCUGAGUACGCUUUCCAGUUAGCGAAGGAAGCUGGGCGCAAGAAAGUGACGGCCGUCCAUAAGGCCAACAUCAUGAAGCUGGGCGAUGGACUGUUUCUCCAGUGCUGCAGAGAGGUGGCAGCUGGCUACCCAGACAUCACCUUUGACAGCAUGAUCGUCGACAACACCACCAUGCAGCUGGUCUCCCGUCCGCAGCAGUUCGAUGUCAUGGUCAUGCCUAACCUCUACGGCAACAUCGUCAACAACGUCUGUGCCGGACUGGUCGGGGGCCCGGGUUUGGUGCCGGGGGCCAAUUACGGGCGUGACUAUGCAGUUUUUGAAACGGCUACUCGCAACACCGGCAAGAGCAUCGCCAACAAGAACAUCGCCAACCCUACCGCAAUGCUGCUCGCCAGCUGCAUGAUGCUGGACCACCUCAAGCUCCACAGCUACGCGUCCGUGAUCCGCAAGGCAGUCCUGGCUUCCUUGGAUGAUUCAAGGGCGAGUUUCUUCUAUAUCGGAGGGCAGGGGACGACUUCGGAGGCUGUCCAGUCCAUCCUGAAGCAGAUCCGCAGGUCUGCAGUCAACCUGGCACAGAUCGUCUGA
Euleptes europaea (tarantolino) is the source of this 1119-nucleotide messenger RNA. RefSeq names its product isocitrate dehydrogenase (NAD(+)) 3 non-catalytic subunit gamma (gene IDH3G). The coding region runs from base 1 to 1119 and encodes 372 amino acids. Gene Ontology annotation, biological process: isocitrate metabolic process; tricarboxylic acid cycle. Gene Ontology annotation, molecular function: NAD binding; magnesium ion binding; oxidoreductase activity, acting on the CH-OH group of donors, NAD or NADP as acceptor. The transcript has 12 exons. The record is from RefSeq and is a predicted model, not a curated record. Gene Ontology annotation, cellular component: mitochondrion. NCBI's taxonomy places the organism in Eukaryota, Metazoa, Chordata, Lepidosauria, Squamata, Sphaerodactylidae.